Messenger RNA from Helicoverpa armigera (cotton bollworm), 1933 nucleotides. Its product is annotated as alkylated DNA repair protein alkB homolog 8. NCBI's taxonomy places the organism in Eukaryota, Metazoa, Arthropoda, Insecta, Lepidoptera, Noctuidae. The record is from RefSeq and is a predicted model, not a curated record. Gene Ontology annotation, cellular component: cytoplasm; nucleus. The transcript has 8 exons. Gene Ontology annotation, molecular function: S-adenosylmethionine-dependent methyltransferase activity; tRNA binding; tRNA (5-carboxymethyluridine(34)-5-O)-methyltransferase activity. The coding region runs from base 117 to 1910 and encodes 597 amino acids. Gene Ontology annotation, biological process: tRNA wobble uridine modification; tRNA methylation.
UCAAUUGUCAAUGUCAAAUUCAUAUGUACUAUUAUGUACGCGUAUCGUUGUGUGUUUUGUUUAUUUCGCUAUUUUAAUUAAAAAGUAAACCUCCUAAGAGACGUUUGAAUGAAAAAAUGGACGAGAACAAAAAAACUGAUCGUAAGACUAAAAGAUUUGCCGCUCGGUUGAAAAGUUCUAAAGGAAUAACCUGUACCGAUGUGCCUGGACCGAAUAUAGUUAUAUGCAAUGCUGGUCAAGCAACUGGUUUGGAGAAAGAAGCUGUAAAUCUAUUAGUUAAAGAGUGUGGACUGAGUAAACAUAAGUUUAUAGCUGAGAAAGGGGAAACUUAUUCCUUUCUGGUUUUCGCAACGACUGUUGAUGCUCAAUUGUUUUAUGACAAAAAUAAUGGUAAAGCUAAAGCUGACGAAAAUGGAACCCCACUCUAUAUGAAUUAUGUAGAAAAAGUGCCCAAUACAGAAAUAAUAUGUCCACAUGAAAAUCCUAAAGGAUUGUCUUUACUGAACAAUUUUAUCAGUAAAGAUGAAGAAAAACUAUUCAUAAAAUUAUUUGAUUGGAACUCUGAGUCUAAUUUGAAAAACCGUCAAGUAAGACAUUAUGGGUAUGAGUUUAGGUAUGGUAGUAAUGAUGUGGAUUUAAAUAAUCCUUUGAUUGAGAAAAUACCUGAAGAAUGUGAUGUAUUGUGGGAGAGAUUGAAGGAACAAGGAUUUGACUUAGGUGUACCGGAUCAGCUGACGGUUAAUAAAUACAGUCCUGGACAAGGAAUACCAUCUCAUGUGGACAAACACAGUCCAUUUGGAGACACAAUCCUGUCUCUCUCUCUUGGUUCAGGUGUAGUAAUGGAUUGGAAGCAUCACAGUGGAAAAUAUGUGCCGACUCUAGUUCAGGCAAGAUCUCUACUUGUUAUGCAAGAUGAGGCCAGAUAUGACUGGCAGCAUGGCAUACAACCCCGAACGUGGGAUCCCGUCAUCGAAAAUCGCGUAGAAAACGGACAGAACAUCAAAGUAAUUACUAGUGACACUGUACAAAGGAAUACGAGAAUUUCUCUUACCUUCCGUUGGACUAGGAACGGUCCAUGUGAGUGUAGGUACAUGACUCUUUGUGAUAGUGCAGAGAAGGUGUCUCCAGAUAACUUGAAAGAUGACCUGGCUUCGAAUUUGGAAGAUUUGCAUGUGCAUCAGGUUUACGAACAAAUAGCGGGUCACUUCAGUACGACGCGGCACAAGCCGUGGCCGAAAGUAGUUCAGUUCAUGGAAGAUGUUCCUACGGGCAGUGUAGUCAUGGAUCUAGGUUGUGGUAACGGCAAGAAUAUACUGAGGCGAGAUGAUAUUAUGCAGAUUGCCGGUGAGCGCAGUUCAGGCUUGCUAUCAGAAUGCAAGGAGCAUUUACGUGAUAUCCAUAAAGCUGAUUGCGUACGUUUGGAUCUAUUGAACCCUAUGCUGAGGGAAGGCACAGCUGAUAUUGUUAUCUGUAUUGCUGUUAUUCAUCAUUUUAGCAGCAAGGCUAGAAGACUCCAAGCUAUAUCAACAAUACACCGUCUUCUGCGCAAAGAUGGCCGCGCCCUAAUCACUGUUUGGGCUAAAGACCAAACUAAGUCUAACUACCUCUGCAAAAACAAACAAGAACAACUUGAUAAUAAUAUGGCCGAAACGCAAGUAACGGUAGGAGGAGUGAACCUCCCAGUACAUGAAAACAGAACACAAUUCAAACAUCAAGACUUAUUAGUGCCUUGGAAACUAAGAAAAGUCACUGAAAAUAAACUAGAAAAUACACCAGCGAACACCUUACUGAGAUAUUACCAUGUCUUCGAAGAAAAUGAACUAGAUGAACUAUGCAAAGAGGCCGAUUUCACAAUCGAAAAAAGUUUUUAUGAAGAGGGUAACUGGUGUGUUGUAUGUAAGAAAAAAUAAAUUUACUGAGGUAACACUUUGUA